CGGCAUUAACCCAGUAUAUCACAAUGCUUGCCUCUCGCCAGACUCGUGCUUUCACCUCGGGCGCCAGCGCUGCCCCUCGGCGGCCUGCCAUGGCCGUGGCGAUGCGCCCUCGCGCUCGCCCGACCGCGGCUGUGUCCGUCCGUGCUGAGAUCUCCUACAUUAUGAUCAAGCCCGACGGCGUGCAGCGCGGCCUGGUCGGCGACAUCAUCUCUCGCUUUGAGCGCAAGGGCUACAAGCUGACUGCCCUGAAGCUCUACCAGACCCCCAAGGAGGUCGCUGAGGAGCACUACAAGGAUCUGGCCUCCAAGCCCUUCUACAAGGACCUGGUUAACUACAUCGUCUCGGGCCCCGUCGUGUGCAUGGUCUGGGAGGGCAAGGGCGUCGUGGCCACCGCUCGCAAGAUGAUCGGCGCCACCAACCCCCUGGCCUCGGAGCCCGGCACCAUCCGCGGUGACUUCGCCAUCGAGGUUGGCCGUAACGUGAUCCACGGCUCUGACUCGCCCGAGAACGGCGAGCGCGAGACCGCCAUCUGGUUCCCCGAGGGCAUCACCUCGUGGAGCCAGACCAUGGAGCCCUGGCUCAAGGAGUAAACUGCUGGCCACCGCCCAGCAGCGGCCGGCACUUUUGUGGCAAUGUGCAACGUGACCGAUGUGUGGAGGGCGCCACAGUGUCGCUGCGUUGCUGCCUCAAGAGGGACUGAUGCGUUUUAAACCGGUGCCUGGGGCAGCGCGCGUGGGCGCUCGUGUAUUCGUACGGGCUCGGGGUUUCGGACAUGGCGCCUCCGGGAGGAGGUGGCUGAGCUAGUGUUGGGAUUGCUCGCGCUGUUGGCGAGUGUGGUGGGCACGGAUGACUGGCGGAGUGGCUGGAUGGCGCGCACGCAAUUUUGUUGGACCUUCGGGGGGGCAGCGUGCUGGCGUGUUGAAUGGUGAAGCUGUGUUGUACUCGGACUCAGAAGCAGAGGGGUGGCUGCUUCAGCAUGUAACAUGAUAAUUGA
This is a messenger RNA of Chlamydomonas reinhardtii, 994 nucleotides long. RefSeq lists its product as uncharacterized. Gene Ontology annotation, molecular function: nucleoside diphosphate kinase activity. The coding region runs from base 102 to 590 and encodes 162 amino acids. The record is from RefSeq and is a predicted model, not a curated record. The transcript has 4 exons. Gene Ontology annotation, biological process: UTP biosynthetic process; GTP biosynthetic process; CTP biosynthetic process. NCBI's taxonomy places the organism in Eukaryota, Viridiplantae, Chlorophyta, Chlorophyceae, Chlamydomonadales, Chlamydomonadaceae.